CCAAGUCCUCUUCUAUCCAGCUGUAAGCAACAUAAUCUAGAAGGAGGGGGAGGCAAAUCCCCUAAGCUUUUAAAAAAGAGGAAGAAAAAGAGGGUCCCACAGAUGUCCUGAAAAAUACAUACUCCACCAUUGCCACUAUGGCUUUUGACAUUGAGCACUAAUGAUGCAAUAAAAAGUGUAAAGGGGGGUGGAGUUGAUGCUGCUCACUUUUCCAGGGAAUUAGUUCUAAUUUGCUGCGGCCUUGGGAAAAGAUUUAUGGGAUGUGGCUGACAAAGCUGCUCAUAAAAGAGCCAGUCUUUCCUGAGCCACUUUGCAGUUGAAGUUAUGAGCAUCUUGUUGAAGGAUUUAUUUCCUGGAGCAUCUGUGCACAAACUGAAGAUGUUUCUGACUUUGCUGCUGUUCAUUCUUGGGACACAGACUUCUAUAGCACAGAAACCUGCUUCUGAGUCUACAGAUGUUGUCCUUUUGAUUGACAGCUCUAAUGCCCUUGGGAGAAGGGCUUUUCCCUCAGUGAAAUCUUUUGUUAACAGAAUCAUCAGCAGUCUCCCAAUAGGCCCAAACAAGUAUCGUGUUGCACUUGUGCAAUACAGUGAUGAUGUGCACAUUGAAUUCCAGUUGGAUGACCAUAAAGCCAAGAACCCCAUGUUGAACCACCUCAAAAAGAGCUUUUUAUUCAGAGGUGGACCUUUAAGAACAGGGAAUGCCCUGCAAAAAGUCCAUGAGACUUUUUUCAAAAUACCAAGAAAAGACAGAAACCAAAUUGUGGUGGUAACAACUUCGGGAGAGUCAGAUGAUGAUGUUGAAGAACCUGCAAAAAGAUUGCACGGUGAUGGAAUAAAAAUCAUAGCUUUAGGAACGCAGGUUGCACCUCUUCAAGAGGUGCAAUCAGUGGCUACACACCCAUUCUACUAUCAUUUUGAUACACCAAAGGAACUCCUAAUGUUUUCUCAAAACAUGUCUGAAGUCAUUGGAGCUGCUAUUCAAAUGGACAGUAGGACAGACCUCACAACGCCUGCUCCGCCAAGUGUAAAAGACAGAGUUCGUAAUAAAACCGCAGAAGCUGCAGUGUGCCUUGGUGAUUCCAUUGCGGACAUUGUAUUUGUGGUGGAUGAAGGUGUUUCUCGCGCAAACUCUGAAUAUAUCAGAACAUUCUUGCAAGACACAGUAAACUCUCUCGAUGUGAAUGAAGCAUGCGUAAGAAUUGGCCUAGUGACAUACAGCACUGAGCCAAAAGUAUUGACUUUUCUGGGAGAUGAAACAGAGAAAAAUGAUCUUCUGCGGAAAAUUCAGAGCUUUUCCGCUAAAGAAGGGAAAGCUAAUUUGGGUGCUGCCAUUAAUAUUACUACAAAGAGUGUUUUUUCCAGAAGCAGAAAGACUCAAGGAGCAGAACAAGUAGCCACCAUCAUCACCCACAGACCCUCAGAUGAUGAUAUAAGAGGUGCAGCUACUCUCAUUAGCAGGGCUGGUGUGACAGUAUUUGCCAUAGGCAUUGAAAGAGCAGAUGCCAAUCAGUUAACACAGAUAGUAUCACAUCCACCAGUACAGAAUAUUAUGAAAUUGACCAGAUUCUCUGACCUGCCAAGUCUGGCCACCAUUUUUCAAAAAAAGCUUUUCAAUGAAAUAGAAUACAAGCUCUAUGUCCAAUCUGAAAGACGAGCACAGCUCAAAUCAGGAUGUGUGGAAACAGAAAAGGCUGAUAUUUAUUUUCUCAUUGACGAUUCUUCAAGCAUUCAUGAGACUGAGUUCAACAAAAUGAAGAUUUUUCUGAAGGAAUUUAUUAAGCUGUUUACUCUAGGACCUGAUCAUGUUCGGUUUGGAGUUGUGAAAUAUUCAAAUUUUCCUAAAUUACAAAUUGAACUUGGUUGUCACACCACACACAUCAAUUUAGAAAAAGACAUUAAUAAUAUCAAACAGACAGCGGGAGAUGAAACGCGUACUGGAGAUGCUCUAAAGUUCAUGCAGCCAUUGUUUGAAGAGGCGAGAAAACAGCGUGAUGGCAAAGUGCCCUGCUAUCUCAUUGUGCUGACAGAUGGAGAAGCACUGGACAGUGUGAAGGUACCCGCUGAAAUGCUGAGGAAUGCAAAGAUCAAUGUUUAUGCCAUUGGAGUGAAAGAUGCUAAUAGAAAAGAGUUGCUUGAGAUCACAGGCUCAGAGUCAAGGGUUUACUUUGUGCAACAGUUUGACUUCUUGGAAAAAAUUAAAAACAAUGUUGUUCGAGACUUAUGCAAUGAAAAAGCCUGUAAGGAAAUGAAAGCAGAUGUCAUGUUCCUAGUGGACAGCUCUGGUAGCAUAAGCCCUGAUGACUUUGCAAAAAUGCAGAUAUUCAUGAUGGAACUUGUGAACAAAUCUGACAUUGGCCGAGACCAAAUGUGUGUUGGUGCUGUCCAAUUCAGUGGCACAACUGAAGAAAGCUUUCCCCUUAACAAGUACUCAACAAAAAGCAGUAUCAUUGAGGCUAUUGGGAGUAUGUCUCUCAUAGGAACCACCACACUCACUGGAGCAGCGUUGCAAUUUGUUUCUGAUUAUUUUGAGCCUGCCAAAGGGGGACGGUCUGCUGUCAACAAAGUUCUUAUCCUGAUCACAGAUGGGGAAGCACAAGAUGAAGUAAAAACUCCAGCCACAGCCCUGAGAGAUAAAGGCAUCACUAUCUACUCAGUUGGAGUAUUUAAUGCCAAUAAAACUCAGCUAGAAGAGAUCAGUGGGAAACCCGAGAAAGUGUUUUAUGUGGAAAACUUUGAUAUUCUGAAGCAGAUACAAAAUGACAUCAUGUUCGGUAUAUGUAAUCCCGAUGAGAAAUGCAAAAGGAUAGAACAUUUAGAUAUAGUAUUUGUAAUUGAUAGUUCUGGCAGCAUUGGUCUUGAAAAUUAUGGACUCAUGAAGGACUUCAUGAUUGGCAUAGUGAAUAAAUCUGAUGUUGGCAGGGACCACGUUCAGUAUGGAGCACUGAAAUAUUCUGAUGAUCCACAAACUCUGUUCUAUCUUAAUGAGCAUAAUACAAAAUCAAAAGUCAUUGAGGCUAUCCAGGGUGACCAACAUUUAGGGGGUAAUACAUACACAGCUGAGGCUCUUGAACAUUCAGAACUUCUGUUCACCAAGAAUCACGGCAGCCGGAAGCGCAGGGGUGUUCCCCAAAUUCUUAUGGUCAUAACCGAUGGCGAAUCCCAUGAUAGAGAAAGACUUGAUGAAGUGUCAAAGAGCAUCAGGGCCAGUGGAGUUAUUAUCAUUGCCAUUGGGAUAAAAGAAGCAAACCCUGAUGAGCUUCUUACUAUGGCUGGAUCAAAAGAAAACCAGUACUAUGUGGACACAUUUGACGGACUAAAAUACAUAUCCAAAAUGUUAUCAGAUCAUCUAUGCAAUACUUCAAACCCAGGAUGUGUAAUCCAAGCAGAUCUUGUUUUCUUGAUUGAUGGAUCCCGAAGUAUACCCAAAGCUGACUUCAAUAAGAUGAAAGACUUUCUGAAAAAACUAUUGGAUUUGAUUGAUUAUAAUGACAAGAUACAAGUUGGCAUGGCCCAAUUUAGCGACAUGUAUCAAGAAGAAUUCAGUCUGGGUGCUUAUCAGAACAAAUCAGAACUGAAAGAUAAAAUCGUUAAUGUUUUAAUGAUGGAAGGUGGUAAUACUUUCAUUGGAAAGGCUCUCAAAGAAGUGAAAGCCUUCUUCAACUCCACAAGACGCAGAAUACCUAGAAAUAUCCUGUCAAAGUUGCUGGUAAUCACAGAUGGAGACUCAGAUGACAGUGUUGAACAGCCAGCAGAGGAUCUGAGAAAUGAAGGUGUGGAGAUUCAUGUAAUUGGAGUGGGAAAGAUUAAACAGGGACAACUUUAUCAGAUCACUGACUCCUCAGAUAGGAUAUACACAGUGGCUAACUUCAGUGAACUGUCGAAUAUUGUAAAACCCGUAACAGAUGAAAUGUGUAAAGAUGAUGUUACAGCAACAUGUUUUGUGGAUGUUGUUAUGGGAUUUGAUAUUUCAUCUCAGAAGCCAGGGGACCUUCUUUUCAACCACCAGCGCCUUUUGGAGGCCUACCUUCCUAGUAUUUUAAAAGACUUUACAUCAUAUAGUACUGUGCAUUGUAAUAAAGGAACAAAAACCCAGUUCAGUGUGGCAAGUGCAAUAGAAAAUACAGACCCACCUUUAUUGCCAGCUCUCCACGUCGACCAUGAAAAAAUUCUAGAGAAACUCAGGAAAGUUGUGAUCAGCAGCCCAUCAUAUCUCAAUGUCAAGUUCUUGGACAACCUUUGGAAUGCAUUUGAAAACAUAUCUAGUAAUCAAAACCGAAGCAAGGUGUUACUUCUGUUCUCUGAUGGCUUGGAUGAUGACAAAGAAGCACUUAAACGGAAAUCUGAAGAAUUUAGGAAAAAAGGACUGGAUGGAAUACUAACAGUUGCCCUGGAAGGAGCCACCAACUUUGCAGAUCUACUGUCUAUUGAAUUUGGAAAGGGAUUUGGAUAUAAUAAUCAGUUAACUAUCGGUACACAAAAUAUUGCCAGAAGACUGUUUGCAUAUGUGGAACAAAUUGCUGAGAGAACAUGCUGCUGUUCAUUUUGUACCUGUAUGGCAGAAGAAGGCCCUCGUGGACAAAAAGGGAAAAUGGGACCACAGGGAUCUAAAGGUCUUCGUGGCCAUCCAGGAUAUAUAGGAGAAGAUGGAGAGCCAGGACACAGAGGAAUUCCUGGGCCAGAGGGACACCAAGGCCAUAGGGGAGACCGAGGCAAUCGAGGAGUGAAGGGGCUACAAGGGCCAAGAGGAGAAAAGGGAGAGAAUGGAAUUGCUGGGGUUGAUGGAAUUCCAGGAGAAGAGGGAUCACUUGGACUCUCAGGACUGAAAGGAGAAACGGGGGAACCAGGCUUGCCGGGCAGCACGGGACCAAGAGGACUUCCUGGUGACCAUGGUCCAAAAGGCUUCCAAGGAGAUCCUGGAAAUUCUGGAGUGGACAAUGACUUAGAAGGAGGAAAGGGUCCCAAAGGGAUGCGAGGGAGUGCGGGAGAAAGAGGAUCAAUAGGUUUAACAGGCGUGGCAGGAUCUCCAGGAAACAGAGGACCUGAGGGACGAAGAGGAGUUCCAGGCCCACAGUCACCACCCUCCUUCCCCCCCUCCUUUCUUGUCUUUUCAACUGUCUUCGAGUACGCGGCGACGGGGGAAGCACGGGCCCCUCCUCUUCUGAAGUCUCCGACUCUGGGACAGAAAGGAACCCCUGGUCCCAAUGGUUUACAAGGGGAGCAAGGAUUUCAAGGUCCACAGGGGACAAUAGGCAUUCCUGGUGAGACAGGAGAGAAGGGACAUUCAGGGAACAAAGGUCUUCAGGGACCCUUGGGAAUUCCAGGUCCUAAAGGGAAUAUAGGGAAACCUGGACUCAGAGGAAAUAAAGGAGAACCCGGGGACCCUGGAGUGAAAGGAGCCAGAGGCUCCCGUGGUCCACAAGGAAUAAGGGGGGAUGAGGGAACUGCUGGAUAUGGCGGACAAGGAAUUAAAGGAUCCAAGGGAGAAGAAGGUUUCCUGGGCUACACUGGAAUACAGGGUGAGCCUGGAGACAUAGGCAUUCCCGGGGAACCUGGACCAAAAGGCAUUAGAGGAAGAAUGGGUACUCCAGGAUUAAAAGGUGGAAGAGGUGACCCAGGGGCAUGGGGUCCUCCUGGACAUCUGGGGGCAAAAGGAGCAAAUGGUCUGGCUUCAUUUUCGCCCUGUGAACUCAUUGAGUAUGUGCGUGAACACAGCCCUUGUUGGGCAGGAACAGCAGAAUGCCCAUUGUAUCCUACAGAAUUAGUAUUUGCCUUGGAUGUAUCCCAAGAUACUACACCCCAGAUAUUUGAACAAAUGAGAGAGAUUGUCAUAGCAAUCGUGAACAAUACCAAAAUCAGGGAAAGCAAUUGCCCGGUGGGAGCCAGAGUGGCUAUUGUGUCCUACAGCUCCAAUACCCACUAUCUGAUCCGCUUCUCAGACUUCCACAGCAAGAACCAUUUGCUCCAGGAGCUUAAUGCGCUUUCUUACCAGAGGUCAACAAACAGACGAGACACUGGUGCGUCUAUGAGGUUUGUUGCCAGGAAUGUUUUCAAGCGAACUCUUCCAAGUGCUAAUGUGAGAAAAGUUGCUGUCUUUUUCAGCAAUGGCCAAUCUGACAAUUCAGAUGCUAUCAACACAGCAGUCUUGGAGUUCAGUGCAUUAGAUAUCCAUCCAGCGGUCAUUGCUUUUAAAAAUAUCCCUAGCAUCAAUCGUGCUUUUGCGAUGGACGACACAAGACUGUUUCAAGUUAUUAAUAUUCGCCCAGAGAGGGAUUAUAUUCCAGCCCUACAAAGACUUCAGUUGUGUGUUCUUUGCUAUGACAAAUGCAGACCAGAGAACUCUUGCCUCCGUGCUGAAAGCUCCCUUCCUCGUGCCUAUGUGGAUGCUGCCUUCAUUUUGGAAAAUUCAAGGAAAAUAAGCCCUGUUGAAUUUAAGAAACUGAAAGAUUUCCUAAGCACUGCAAUUGACAACUUCAACAUUUCUGCUGCUCCAGAGACCUCUUUGAUAGGUGACAGGGUGGCUGUGGUGAGCCAUGCUCCAUUGGAAUUCAGACAUCAAAUACAGGAGAGUCCUGUAAGGACUGAGUUUGAUUUUGUGACUUACAGCAGUAAGAGACGAAUGAAAAGGCAUAUCCAGGAGUCUGUCCAGCAGCUAAAUGGAGCAGUUGCUGUCGGGCAUGCCAUGCAGUGGACAAUCAAUAACAUAUUUUCUGAAGCACCCAAUCAGAGAAAAUACAAGGCUAUCUUUGUUGUUUCUGUUGGAAAAACAAGUCAAUGGGACAAGAAAGUGUUGACGGAUGUGACCCUGAGAGCCAAGUGCCAAGGCUAUGUGCUGUUUGUGCUCUCAUUAGGGAAUGAGUAUGAUGAUACAGAACUUGAAGAACUGGCAAGCAUGCCGCUGGAACAUCACAUGGUACAGCUUGGCAGAAUUCACAAAGCUGAACUUGGAUAUGCAGCAAAGUUUCUCAAACCAUUUCUACGCCUUCUCAAAAGUGAAAUCAACAGCUAUCCACAAACACAGCUCAGGAGAAAAUGUGCAAUAAUCAACACACAGAGACCUGUGUAUAUUCCACAAAGAGCCACCACUUUUGCAGCUGACAAUACUGUGUCAAGUGAAGCUAUGGCUCUAGAUGCUGAGCCUGCUUUUCUGAGGGACACAUCAUAUGAUUCUGUAUCCCCUCAAAAUGCCAUCAGCAGCGGACAGCAGAUCAUUGUACUUGGAAAUUAGUAAAGUGUUCGGGUUGGAAACUGCACUGAAAAAAUAACCUCUCCAGAGUCUUGUCAAGAAGUUUUGCACCCCAUUGUUGCUGAUAUCUCUGCUAAUUGAUUUAAUUGAAUAGGAACUGAAAACAAAUCUCUACUUAAAAAGCACAAGAAUUCAAAAUACUGAAGACAGUUUGGGAGGGUGCAAACUGAUAGUUCUGACAAGAUGGGCAGCAGAAGAGGACUUUAAUCUGUGGAUCUACCUUCUGCUAGUUUUCUAUUUCCUUCGGAUGAGUGAAAAUCACGAAACAUAGAUGGCUAAAGGCUGUAAGAAUUUUGUUGUUUCCAGAGGUUUCCCAGUUUUUUGGCUAAUAAAUGCACAAAUGGAUGUGCUCUAUUUUCUAGUUGGGAACAAUGCUAUUGGGUUUGCUAUAUGAAAUACGUCCAUGCUUGCAAAUGUUUGUUAUAUAUGAGAUAGUGUUCUCACUCCCGCUUGCUCAGGCCCAAGUCAUUUUUAAUAACUUUUUAAAAAAAAAAAUCCUUUGUUUCCUAACUGAUUUUUGAAAUGUCCUUGGAUAGCUGUGCUUUCUGUUGAUGAUCUAACAAAGUUUUUGAACACUGUUAUAAUGCAAAUAGCAUAUAACGUUAUUAUGCAAAUAGCAGUAGAGAUGCAUUUUUAUAUUUCUGAUUCUGCAGUUUUGUGCUAAACUAGAAGUAGGGAUAGUACAAAGCUGAACAUUAGUCCUUGGGGGUUUUGCUCAUUUUGCUGUGCUACUCAUGUUGUUUGCAGUCUGCAAUUUGGAUAUGAGGUGGCAGGAGAAACACAUGCAAUCUCUGUAUGCCUUACAAGAACCAAAGGAACGGAGUCACCACCCUUAAAUCCGGUCUCCCAUCAGGAAGCCUUCUUUUAUCUGAUCCCAGAUAGGUCAAUAUUUGUGAAUUCUAAAGGUGCCACAAGCAGCCAUAAGAAUGUAUGCAAAUAAAGUUGCCUUCAGAAUCAAACGGGUGAAAACAUGAUGUAUGUAUCUGAACCACUUCUGUGUCUUCAGUGAUGGUCCUAUAAUAAGAUACAGAUCAAUAGCUAGAACAUUCAGCAACCGUAGGUGCUUCCAGAUGGGUUUUUACUGUGGAAUGGGUCCUCCUCAUGUAAGCAAGUUGUCUAUUUUUUUCAGCAUCCACACCAUGUUGAUGGCAUCAAAAUGCCACCCCAUAUUCCCUCCCCCCCAUUUCAUCUGGAUUUACACUUCCCAGGAGAAAUCCAAGAUGUAAAAAAGAAAAGAAUAUCUGUUGUCAAUGUGUUCAUGAUAUCUCUAUGGCCCAUUUGCAAAUUAAGCCCCUGUCUCGAAGCACUUCUUACCCUGAAUCCCAGAAUCUGCAAAGAAUAAAGUCAAUAACAUCAAAAACCUUUGGAUAGAAUUCUUUUUGCCAUUAAAAUCCAUUUUUGCAGUUGUUAUCAUAAGAAUAGCCAUACAAAUCACACCAGUGCCUGUCUAGAUGCCUGUCUAGAUCACUGGUAUCUAGAUUUCAGUACUUCCAGAUAGUUUAAUUUGAAAGGCUACUUGCAGUGAAUUCUUAUUUCUGAAUCAUGUUGCACAAUCCCGUGUAUGUUUACUCAGAAGUUAAGUCCCACUUUGUUCAAUGGGGCUUACUUCCAGAUAAGAAGGAAUAGGCCUGCAGCAUAACAGAACUAUCCUACACGUGUUUACUCAGAAGCAAUUCUCAUUGAGCUUAGUAAAGUUUAUUCCUAAGUAAAACAGGCAUAAGAUUGCAGCCAUUGUAUGUUUACAACAUGUUUGCACUGAGAAUCACACCCAAUAGUUAGUAAUAUUUCUAUCUUGAAUGCAUUUGUCUUUUUGUAAUGAUUAUUAGUCAGGUGUAGUAUAUUAACCAUUACUAUCUCUUCUAACAAAAGAUCAGAAAAUCAAAUGGUGCUAUAUGGAAAAAUAUAUCAUCAUUUGCUUGUUUUGAAAACAAAAAUAAAACACAGCCUGAAUACAAAUAUAAAAGCUGGUAUUACAAUUUAUUGGGAUCAACGCAAGAAAGCCAUGCACCAAUACAGGCUGCAUUCUCUCUCAAAAAUAUGCACAGCCCGUGGCUUUUAGAUUAUUUAAUUUA
This is a messenger RNA of Rhineura floridana, 9317 nucleotides long. Its product is annotated as collagen alpha-6(VI) chain-like. The coding region runs from base 325 to 7227 and encodes 2300 amino acids. The record is from RefSeq and is a predicted model, not a curated record. Gene Ontology annotation, biological process: extracellular matrix organization. The transcript has 39 exons. Lineage: Eukaryota; Metazoa; Chordata; Lepidosauria; Squamata; Rhineuridae. Gene Ontology annotation, molecular function: extracellular matrix structural constituent conferring tensile strength.